Molecule: messenger RNA, 1649 nt
Organism: Tribolium madens (black flour beetle)
Lineage: Eukaryota; Metazoa; Arthropoda; Insecta; Coleoptera; Tenebrionidae
Product: girdin-like
Exons: 4
Coding region: 70-1632 (520 amino acids)
Biological process (GO): cytoplasmic microtubule organization; non-motile cilium assembly
Cellular component (GO): centriolar satellite
Source: RefSeq, a predicted model, not a curated record
AAAUCCCUUAAUGACGAGCGAAAUUCAAACAAUGAAAUAAUAGCUUGUCAAGUUUAAUGUCGAGUCAAAAUGAGCAGCACAUUGAAUAAAUCCUCAACUUUAAACGUUUCUGGUGAUUUAAGUCUAGCUUCAAUCAAUUUUCCAAAAUUCCCCAAAAAUGUAAUAGUUUCCGAAGAACUUAACGGCUAUUUGCGCGAUCAACUCGAGCAAGCAAAACGUGAAAACCGUAGUCUGCAAGAAGAAUUAGAAAAAAAAGAGGCUCAGAUACAACAAAGUCAAACAAAAAUUGAAAAACUAAACGAGAAGUUUAAUGAUUAUGAAAACUGCUGCCCUAACGACUUUGCUUCUGCUUCACAAGUUGCAAAUAGUAAAAUAGUAGAGCUGAGUAAGAAAUUGAGAGAAAAAAAUUCUGAAGUCGAAGUGUACAAAUCGAAAUGUGCAAAACUGGAAUCAACGUUAUCUGAAUUAAAAUUAACACAAGAGGAAAUUGUUCAAGUUGAUAAACCAGUCGAAACCAAUUUAGACGAAAUGAAAAAACUACAAGAGAAAUUAAAUUACACAACAAACAAAUGGAUUGAGGAGAAAAAUUUAAAUUUGCAACUUAAAAAUGACCUCAAACGUGCGAAUAAAUGGUUGCAACAAGAAGUCGGCGAAAAAUUUGAAACUUUGUUGAGUCUAAAUUCAUCAAAUUCCAACUGGAGAGGCAGAGCGCAGAUAAUUUGUGAUUUACAACAGAAAAAUCAGGACCUGAAAGAAAAGUUGAAACUGUUUCAGGACAACAAAGGCCCCGUUUUCAAUAGCGAAUCGAUUCAAAUCAAGCAUGAGAGAAAAAUUGAAGCCUUGAAAGAGGAAAACUCCGAAUUGAAAAAUAAUUAUACAGAUCUGAAACGCAAAUUUGAUGCUCUUAAAACUCGGUGUAAGGUCUUGGAAAACGAUCACAGCUUCCUGAAAUCAAAAUUGGCUAGUUUCGCUGAAAGACACGACGUCGACCAACAAACUGUGGCCAAAUUGACGUCGCAGUUGCAACAGUGCAACCAACUUAAAACCGAAGAUUUGAGACAAAAGGACCAAAUGGUUAAAUAUUUACAACAGGAGAACGAGACACUCAAAGUCGAGUUAAUGAAAGAAAAAUGUUUGUCGGAAAACAAAUCGAAAGAACUGUUGGAAAAAAACGACGAUAUUCAGUUGCUCAACAAAAGAAUAAGAAGUUCGCGACCUUCAAGUUCUUAUAAACACAGACAUGAAAAUCCGGAAACGAAAACCAUAAACCGUCUCGAAGUGGAACGUUUGCGUCUUUUAGAACUAACCAAAGUCCAAAACAAUCGUCUUGAAGAAGAGAGAAACGCUCACCUCAAAAGCCAACACCUUCUACGUGCCGAAAAACAGAAAUGUGCAAGGCUUGAGGCGAGUUUGGCGAGACUGGAAUUGGAACAAAAUAGUGCAAGGUCAGGGUACGGGAGUAAAAAUAUUACUCCCGGACGGAUGGAGAUGGAUGUUAAAGACAAGUUGGAAUUAGCUGAAGAAAAUAUCAAAGCUUUGACUACAAGACUGGAAAUCGAGUGCAUGGAAAGAAAAAUGGACUUUCAGGAGUUUAGUAAGGUUUUAAAGGAUUGUACAUGUGGUAAAUUUUGAGUAAAUCCCAAGUGAUA